Messenger RNA from Ailuropoda melanoleuca (giant panda), 3371 nucleotides. RefSeq names its product phenylalanyl-tRNA synthetase subunit alpha (gene FARSA). Gene Ontology annotation, biological process: phenylalanyl-tRNA aminoacylation. Gene Ontology annotation, molecular function: tRNA binding; ATP binding; phenylalanine-tRNA ligase activity. The record is from RefSeq and is a predicted model, not a curated record. The transcript is spliced from 13 exons. Bases 53 to 1579 code for a protein of 508 amino acids. Gene Ontology annotation, cellular component: cytosol; phenylalanine-tRNA ligase complex; cytoplasm. NCBI's taxonomy places the organism in Eukaryota, Metazoa, Chordata, Mammalia, Carnivora, Ursidae.
UUCCGGUUAUUCAGGCCCCCGGUGGGACACGCUGAGCACGCUGGCCGCAGCUAUGGCGGACGGCCCGGUGGCGGAGGUGCUGCUCCGGCAUCUAGAAGCUGCCGAUGGCGGCCUGGACAGCGCGGAGCUGGCGGCUAAGAUGGGCGUGGACCACCAGGCCGUGGUGGGCGCCGUGAAGAGCCUGCAAGCGCUGGGCGAGAUCAUUGAGGCUGAGCUGCGCUCCACCAAGCGCUGGGAGCUUACGGCCGAGGGCGAGGAGAUGGCCCGGGAGGGCAGCCAUGAGGCCCGGGUAUUCCGCAGCAUCCCCCAGGAGGGCCUGGCCCAGAGCGAGCUCAUGCGACUGCCCAGUGGCAAGGUGGGCUUCAGCAAGGCCAUGUCCAACAAGUGGAUCCGCGUGGACAAGAGUGCAGCCGACGGGCCCCGGGUGUUCCGAGUGGUGGACCACGUGGAGGACGAGGUGCAGCGGCGGCUCCAGCUGGUGCAGGGUGGGCAGGCUGAGAAGCUGGGUGAGAAGGAAAGGAGUGAGCUCAGGAAGAGGAAGCUGCUGACUGAAGUGACCCUGAAGACCUACUGGGUGAGCAAAGGCAGUGCCUUCAGCACCAGCAUCUCCAAGCAGGAGACAGAGCUGAGCCCAGAGAUGAUCUCCAGCGGCUCCUGGCGGGACCGGCCCUUCAAGCCGUACAACUUCUUGGCCCAUGGCGUCCUCCCAGACAGCGGCCACCUGCAUCCUCUCCUCAAGGUCCGCACGCAGUUCCGGCAGAUCUUCCUGGAGAUGGGGUUCACAGAGAUGCCGACUGACAACUUCAUUGAGAGCUCCUUCUGGAACUUUGAUGCACUUUUCCAGCCCCAGCAGCACCCGGCGCGUGACCAACACGACACCUUCUUCCUCCGAGAUCCAGCUGAGGCCCUGCAGCUCCCAAUGGACUACGUCCAUCGGGUCAAGCGGACCCACUCUCAGGGUGGCUACGGCUCACAAGGGUACAAGUACCCCUGGAAGCUGGAGGAGGCCCGGAAGAACCUGCUGCGCACGCACACCACGUCGGCCACCGCCCGUGCCCUCUACCGCUUGGCGCAGAAGAAGCCCUUCACGCCCACCAAGUACUUCUCCAUCGAUCGUGUGUUCCGAAACGAGACCCUCGAUGCCACACACCUGGCCGAGUUCCACCAGAUCGAGGGCGUGGUGGCUGACCAUGGCCUCACCCUAGGCCAUCUCAUGGGCGUCCUGCGGCAGUUCUUCACCAAGCUGGGCAUCACCCAGCUGCGCUUCAAGCCGGCCUACAACCCCUACACGGAGCCCAGCAUGGAGGUGUUCAGCUACCACCAAGGCUUGAAGAAGUGGGUGGAAGUCGGGAAUUCUGGGCUCUUCCGCCCCGAGAUGCUGCUGCCCAUGGGGCUUCCCGAAAAUGUGUCAGUCAUUGCUUGGGGCCUCUCCCUGGAGCGCCCAACAAUGAUCAAAUACGGCAUCAACAACAUCCGGGAGCUGGUGGGCCACAAGGUGAACCUGCAGAUGGUGUAUGACAGUCCCCUGUGCCGCCUGGACGCUGAACCGGGGCCCCCACGGACACAGGGUGCCGUGUGACACGGGCCACCCUGGAUAGCCUGCCUUCCCUGAGCCCCAGCUGUCCAGCCCCCUAGCAUCCCUGCCAGUGACCUCCUUGUAUUUACAAAGCCUCUGUGAGGCCAUGCCCCCCAACCCCACUCCUGGUAUCUCCUCUUCCCCACCUGCCCCAAGGUCCCAGGGGCAGGGGAGUGGGCAGCAGGUUCGAUCUAUAAAGGUGGGCCCUAGGGAGCCCUGCAGGCCAGCUGCUGGCUAAUAAAGUGGGCAGUUGUCCUCAUAUGGUGCCUUUCCUUAGGGAUGGAGGAGUGGUGGAGGAGUGGGGGAUGGGGGGUCCUGGAUCCUCGGGGGCUCCUGGCUUGCCUGAGCCAGAUCCCCAUGGGGAAGACUAGCUCUGUCAAGCAUUUACCUAUCACUUGGUAGUGCCAGGCUCUCCUCUAGCUGAGCAGAAGUGCCCCCACCCCUGGGGAAGGGGCAUAUGGGAGGGGAAGACCAAAGCAGGUGCCAUGAUUCCCCCUGGGAGCCAGGCAUGGUAGGGUGACAGUGCUGGUGGGGGGUGGGGGGAGGGCAGCUUUAAAAAAAAAAUUUUUUUUAAGCUUUUCUUUAAAGCUGCCCCCCACCCUCCCCUUUUUUAGAAAGAGCAAUUUCUGGUUCCCAACAAAAUUGAGUGGAAAGUACAGAAAUUUCUUGUAUACCUUUUGCCCCCACAUGUGUACAACCUUCCCACCAUCAACAUCCCCACCAGAGGGGUGCAUUCUUACGACGAAUGAACUACAUAGACACAUCUUAAUUGCCCCCACUUCAUGGUUUAUGUUGUGGUUCAUGCUCUGUGUUGUACAUUCUCUGGCUUUGGACAAAUGUGUGAUGAUGUGUGUCCAUUGUUAAGCAUCACAGAGUAUUUUUGCUGCCCUAAAAGUCCUUUGUACUCCACCCAUUCAUCCCUCCAUCCUACCCCCAAAAAGCUGCUCUUUUUUUUUUAAAUGGUCUCCUAAGAAUUACACAGGAGCUCAGAGGAGGCAAGUGAGUAGGCUGAAGCUUCAUGAACCCACAUGGAACAAUGAGUGGGAUCUCUAUUUCUGUGGAAAUAUUUGAAAGCAAACCUCAGUCUCCAUUAUGCUCACCCCACGUCUUCAGGGUCAGCGCACUUUUAGAAACGUAACAGUUUUUCUGGAACCAUGAGGCCACCAUUAACGCCCAGCACAGUUGGCAGCUGAGGCUGUGGGCUUCUCUGGUCCCUGGGUGUGUGGGCACCAAUCUCCCCAGGGCUACUCGGUCAGAUUUUUUUUUUCUUUUUCCCUUUAUUUCAAAUAAUUCAGUCAUAGACAAAAAUACUCACUCAUGCAACAAAUGCGCACCUCCUUAGCGUCCCGAGCUGGAGACUCAGCCGUGGGCAAAGCUGACUCAGGUCCCUGCCCUUGGAGCUGACGGGGGAAAGGUACAGAAAUGGAGGGAGGGGUAAAGCGACGGAAAAGUGAAGGCGGAUGGGGAACGUGAAGCGUAUAUAGCGUACACUAUGAAGCCUAACACAACGAGCACCUAGGAGUCCGCCCCCAGUUGGAUCAAAUCUGAACAUUGACUAUAUUUAUUUUGGGUCUUUCGCAUUUUAGAUCUGUGACUAAUGGUUUGAAGACCCCAUGGGCUUGUACUAGUUCCUUUUGCCAGCACCUUAAAAUUGCUCCCUCCUCAAUUUGGUGUUUCUCUUUCUCAUGUGUUUUUAAACUUUUGCUACAAUAUAUGUUUCUCUAACAAGAUAGGUUUGAUUUUGCUUAUUUUCAGAAGUUAUACAGACCCUGCACCAUUAAAAAAUCGUCCUGCA